Messenger RNA from Peromyscus eremicus (cactus mouse), 1640 nucleotides. Its product is annotated as transmembrane protease serine 11D-like. The record is from RefSeq and is a predicted model, not a curated record. Gene Ontology annotation, molecular function: serine-type endopeptidase activity. NCBI's taxonomy places the organism in Eukaryota, Metazoa, Chordata, Mammalia, Rodentia, Cricetidae. The transcript is spliced from 11 exons. The coding region runs from base 1 to 1491 and encodes 496 amino acids. Gene Ontology annotation, biological process: proteolysis.
AUGGUCCAUGAGUGUGAGGGGAGCCGUGACAGUGACAGUGGCUCUAGCUGUGGUGGCAAUGGCUUGGCAGCAAGCAAAAAUGCCAAUGUCCAUAUCUUCUACACAGGUCCACCUUCUUCAAGCUACGUGAUCUCUACUAGCACCUUGAAGGAUGUGUCAAUCAACUUGGCAGGUUGCCUUGGGAAUUAUACAUCUAUAGGACUAAAACCAAGCCUAAUGAGACAUUCUUUGGUUCCUAUUCUCAGGCCAAGAUCGGUGAUACCACAGUCAAGAUUCUUCAGUCCGUUUGUAGUAGCCUUCGUUGUCAUAGCAACAGUCCUGCUCCUGGCUAUGACUGUAGGUCUACUCAUUCACUUUUUAGCUUUUGACAAGAGAACUUACUUUUACCAUAGCAGCUUUCAAAUCCUAAAUGUUGAAUACACCGAGGCUUUAAAUUCGCCAGCUACACAGGAAUACAGACAUUUGAGUGAAAGAAUUGAAUCUAUGAUUACUGAUGCAUUCCGACAAUCAAAUUUAAAAAGUGAGUUUAUCAGAACACAUGUUGUCAAACUGAGGAAUGAAGGGAACGGUGUAAUCGCAGAUGCUGUCAUGAAAUUUCGAUCUAGUAAACGUAGCAAUAGAAGAUCCAUGAAAAGCAGAAUUCAGUCUGUACUACGAGCACUGAGCAACUCUGGAAACCUGGAAAUAACUCCUUCAAAUGAGAUAACAUCGCUCACUGACCAGGAUACGGAAAAUUUUUUGACUCAAGAAUGUGGAGCCCGUCCAGACCUUAUAACACUGUCAGAAGAGAGAAUCAUUGGAGGCACUCUAGCGGAGACAGGUGACUGGCCCUGGCAAGUCAGUCUACAGCUCAAUAAUGUCCACCACUGUGGAGGUAUCCUGAUCAGUAACUCGUGGGUCCUGACAGCAGCUCACUGCUUCAGAAGCUACCCUAAUCCUCUACAAUGGACUGCCACCUUUGGUGUUUCUACAAUACGUCCUCUUUUAAGAGUGAGAGUAAGGGCUAUUAUAGCCCAUAACAAUUACAGACCAACAACUCGUGCUAAUGAUAUUGCAGUUAUACAACUUGAGAGACCUAUCACCUUUAGCAGAAAUAUCCAUAGGGUGUGUCUCCCAGCUCCAACCCAAAGUAUCAUACCUGGUUCUAUUGCAUAUGUCACAGGAUGGGGAUCACUCACUUAUGGAGGCAACACAGUCACAGAUCUACGGCAGGGACAGGUCAGAAUAAUAAGUACAGAUGUUUGUAAUGAACCAGCUGGUUACAGUGGAAGCGUCUUGCCUGGAAUGAUCUGUGCUGGAGUGCCUUCGGGUGCAGUGGAUGCAUGCCAGGGUGAUUCUGGUGGCCCACUAGUACAAGAAGACUCACGGCGGCUUUGGUUCGUGGUGGGGAUUGUGAGCUGGGGAUAUCAGUGUGGCCUGCCAAAUAAGCCAGGCGUGUAUACCCGAGUGACAACCUACCGAGACUGGAUCAGACAGCAGACUGGGAUCUAGUGCAGCAAAGGCAAAGGUUCUGUGCAGCGCGUAUGCAAGUGUGCCCGACUCAGAUGUCACAGCUUUGCUUUUCAACUGCAAAGGAAAUGGGAAAUGUCUCCUUUUAACAUCCUAGUCUAUAAAUAUGCCUUAACGAACAGUAUUCAAUA